AUGGAUAUCUGGAGUGAACGAAGAGCGGCAUUAUAUGGCUCGCUGGACUCUAUCCGUCUGGGCCUCUACGCGUUUCUGGGAAUGAUCAUUUUGAGCCGUCAUAACCACCAGUACAUCAUGUACGAUGCCCCCGUUGACGACGGCCUGGAAUUGUCAAUUGCGAAAAUCUACAACUUGGCGGUAAACCUGUACCAAUACUUGCUCCAAGAAACCACGCGGUUGAUGGGGAAAGUGCUUGACCAUACGAUUACGCAGACCGAGGCGAAGAUACUCAUGGUGGCACUAUUGUUUUUGCUCUCAAUAUUGGGAUGUAAACCAGCAGGCACGUGCCCUCUUGUCGAUUUCACUAGAGGCGGUCACGAUUUCAUUUCAUACAGUAUCCGCUACCUCAGGACAAACAAUGUGUUGCUUCCACUUUUGCAGGGACUGCCGUUUGCAUAUAGGCUCCCCACCUUUGACGAGAACCACACCCUGACACUCCCAUUUCUCGCUCGCAUAGUAGAGUACAUUGAUGGCCAUGCCACUGAGCUAGGAUCGGAGAACGACCUAAGUACAAUCAGAUAUGCAUUCAGCAGCUUUGAGCCCCACGUGUACCGGACUACCUUAUCGGAAAAUCCUCAUUACUAUUACCACUAUUUCGUGACGAUGAAGAUGGAAAUGUGGGAUCUCGUGUAUGCCCAACACUCACUUGCUCUCAGUUGGCUAAACUUGGUAGCGGCUUAUGCUUUUCUAUUCAAGUUAUACUUUAUUCGCACCAAUAACGUGUGGAUUGAGUAUAUGGAGUGGUAUCGGACCUGGCAUGGUCACACGUACUAUUGGGACGCGCCGUUGUAUCACAUGGUCGUCGAGCAAACCGUGGUGGUCGAUGACUAUACCCAGUUGCACUUAUUUGACCCCGUUGAAUUCGCAACUAAUCACCAAGUGUAG
Diutina rugosa is the source of this 927-nucleotide messenger RNA. RefSeq lists its product as uncharacterized. The record is from RefSeq and is a predicted model, not a curated record. Lineage: Eukaryota; Fungi; Ascomycota; Pichiomycetes; Serinales; Debaryomycetaceae. The transcript has a single exon. The coding region runs from base 1 to 927 and encodes 308 amino acids.